Molecule: messenger RNA, 375 nt
Organism: Alternaria arbusti
Lineage: Eukaryota; Fungi; Ascomycota; Dothideomycetes; Pleosporales; Pleosporaceae
Exons: 2
Coding region: 1-375 (124 amino acids)
Source: RefSeq, a predicted model, not a curated record
AUGCACCCACUCACCCUCUUCCCCCUCAUCGUCACCGUAGCAACGGCUCUCCCCUUCGCCGUCAGCCCCCACCCGGACGCAUCCAGCCAAGACCAACCAGACUGUAAACCCGGAGCCGAAGGCACCACAGCCGGCGUAACCUACUGCCUGAGCACAAACUUCAACGGGCCUUGCGAAUGGCACGCCUACUACCCCGACCGAGACUUGUGUAUGGCUUUCGACGUAAACCCAGAAAGGCGCCCCCUUUCUAUCCGCCCUCAGCACGGUGGGUACUGCGAGUUGUUCAAGGACAACAAAUGUGGGGGUGAUCCGGUCAGCAUCUGGAAGGACGAUACGACGACGAAGUUGGAGUGCCCGGAACUCGGAUGGAUCUAG